This is a messenger RNA of Lindgomyces ingoldianus, 1482 nucleotides long. Its product is annotated as acid protease. The record is from RefSeq and is a predicted model, not a curated record. Gene Ontology annotation, cellular component: fungal-type vacuole. The transcript has 3 exons. Bases 1 to 1455 code for a protein of 484 amino acids. Gene Ontology annotation, biological process: proteolysis. NCBI's taxonomy places the organism in Eukaryota, Fungi, Ascomycota, Dothideomycetes, Pleosporales, Lindgomycetaceae. Gene Ontology annotation, molecular function: aspartic-type endopeptidase activity.
AUGGCUCAACCUCCCCAGCCUACUAGCAACGACCCUCUGCACUGUGACUUAGGGGAUAAGUAUAUCAAUAUCGAUGGCCGGUUCGAUCAGGCUGAAAGAAGGGAAAUCGAUGCACAACCUAUGGUAUCGUCGAUUUUGGCUCUGGGAGAAGCUGGCGUUUUCCGUUUACCGAUUACGAGAACGACUAUUGGAUGGGAUUUUAGAUUUUCCUACGAGUCUGCUCACAAAUAUGAUCGCCAAGCCGUUCUCACACCUAAUCAUCGAGUACAACACUCGCCAGUCUCACACGGCAUUAAGAACAAGCGAUAUCCAGGUGAUAGAAAUAGUGCAUCUGGAUUAUGGGAUAUCUUUAAUGCCGAGAAGAGCUAUCGCGGCGACAAUGACAUCGUCUUCUGGAGCAUCUACACCACGCCCGUCAGCAUCGGCAACCCAUCACUCAAACUCAAUGCCGUUGUCGACACUAGCUGGGGGCCUCUUUUCAUCCCCUCCGCCAACUGCACCUACGAUGAUUACGAGAAAGACCAUUGUCUUGUUCAUCCACUUUACAACUCGUCGUUGUCAUCAACCUACCGCGAAAAUCUUACCGCUACCAAGCUUGCGUACUGGAGCUACUCAGGAGUAUAUACAAAAGGCAGUAUUUCCCUAGAUAGCCUGCAUGUAGGAGACCUGGAAAUAAAAGAGCAAGAGUUUGAAGAAGCAACGUGGUGGCGUGCAGGAUAUCUGACGCGCGACGAUCUUUUUGAUGCUGUGCUUGGUCUUGCACUCCAUCGCACAUUCGAUGAAUGGGGCAAUUUUAGUGCGCCAAGUCCAUUCCAGAACAUGGUUGAUCAAGAGCUCUUAGACGAGGAUCUGUUCACGCUACAGCUCCCACGGACCGAUCACGAGAGAGGAGAGAUCACUCUGGGCGGCCUACCCGAGAACGUAACCUGCAACAAGUUCAUAGACGUACCAUUAGACCACAGCAAAGAUAGCUCUGGUGACCGUUUCUGGGAUUUCUACCCUUCGAACGGAUGGAAAAUCUCCGUUCAGAAUAUCUCUAUGUGCUACGACUGCCCUUACACCACGCGACCAAUUCUUACCGAAGAGCACAUCGCGAUCAUUUCAUCUUCUCACCCCUACAUUUCUCUCCCAAGCGAAGUUGCGAAAAAGGCCAAUGAAUAUAUCGGCCUGAAAGAGAUGAUGGACUGGAUUGACUGCGAGGAUCGAUCGAGCUUGUUAGACUUGAUGUUCACGUUUGGGCCAAAUGGCGAAAGUAUUACGUUAACGCCUUGGGACUAUUUGAUCGAGGUGUAUGAUGAUUUAUAUGAACAGUUGAAGUGCGUUUCUGCGUUUCAGAAUUUAGAGGGUUAUGGGGAGCAAGGGUUUAUUAUUUUGGGAGCGCCGUUUUUGAAUGGGGUGUAUAGUGUGUGGGAUGCUGAGAGGGAGUAUAUUUCGUUUGGGAAUCGGCCGAUGUGAAUGGAUGGGUUAUAUUCACGAGACGCU